Messenger RNA from Pyricularia oryzae 70-15, 2186 nucleotides. Its product is annotated as uracil permease. NCBI's taxonomy places the organism in Eukaryota, Fungi, Ascomycota, Sordariomycetes, Magnaporthales, Pyriculariaceae. Gene Ontology annotation, molecular function: nucleobase transmembrane transporter activity. The transcript is spliced from 4 exons. Gene Ontology annotation, cellular component: plasma membrane. The record is from RefSeq and is a predicted model, not a curated record. Gene Ontology annotation, biological process: transmembrane transport; nucleobase transport. The coding region runs from base 266 to 1981 and encodes 571 amino acids.
CUUUUACUGACAGUAACUUCAAGCCCUAGGCCGAGCUGUAUAAACCACGAGCUACUUAGCUUCGCAUACGAUAGAGCUUCAGUUUGCAUCUGGUUCGAAUGCUUUUUUCGAGGGUUUCAGCUUAGAUCGAAAGCCAAUAUAGCAUCGGACCGACGGCUCCCUGGCUUGGACAGUGCUUGUCUACCCCAAAUCUCGACCCUAGCCACCAAGAACAACCCCGCCUAUUGCCAUUGGGUGUGCCGCAAUUACCUUCUCAGUCGUCGCAAUGUCGCAGAGGGGCGCAAGGCUACGAAAAUGGUCGGACAAGUUGGCCGUGGAAGCGGAGCCGGGUCUGACCACCGGGCAGUUGAUGUUGACAAACCAUGAUCUCAAACCCGUCGAGCCAGAAAGGCGCCAAUGGGGCCCCUGGAACUUUGUCGGUUUCUGGAUCGCCGACAGUUUCAACAUCAACACGUGGAUGAUUUCUUCGUCCAUGGUGUAUAACGGCCUUUCAUGGUGGCAAUCUUGGCUGUGUGUUUGGAUAGGAUAUACCAUCGCGGGAUGUUUCAUCGUCCUCACCGGUCGCAUCGGUGCCACUUACCACAUCGGUUUCCCCGUCGUUGCGCGAUCCUCAUUCGGUAUCUGGGGAAACCUCUGGCCCGUCUUCAACCGCGCCGCCAUGGCGUGCAUCUGGUAUGGCGUGCAGUCAUAUAUCGGUGGCAGAUGUGUCUACAUCAUGAUCCGAUCCAUGUCGUUAAACUGGGAUCGCGAUAGAAUCCCCAACACUUUUGCGGAGGGCUCCGGCACCACAACUGCCGACUACGCCUCAUUCUUCAUAUUCUGGCUGGUAUCCCUACCCGCCAUCUGGUUUCCCGUUCACAAGAUUCGGCAUCUGUUCACGGUCAAGGCCUACUUUGUUCCCGUCGCUGCCAUCGCCUUCCUCAUCUGGGCCGUCGUCAGGGCCGGCGGCGUGGGACCGAUUGUGCAUCAGCCUGCUAAGAUACAGGGCAGCGAAUUGGCCUGGGAGUUUGUCUUGGGUGUCAUGAGCAGCAUUUCAAACUUUGCGACCCUCAUCGUCAACGACCCCGACUUUACUCGAUUUGCAGCCAGGCCCAAGGACGCCCUCUGGUCGCAGCUUUUCACAAUCCCGGUGGGCUUCGCCGUUACGUCCUUUAUCGGAAUCAUCGUCUCUUCCGGAUCGGAAGUCAUCUACGGCGAGGCUGUUUGGGACCCCCUGAUGCUCCUCGAGAAGUUCAUUGACGAGGGCGGCCCGGCGCAGCGCUUUGGCACUUUUGUCAUUGGCCUGGCGUUUGCGCUCGCCCAGCUCGGCACCAACAUCGCCGCCAACUCCGUCAGUGCCGGCACAGACCUGACGGCCUUGAUGCCUCGAUACCUGAACAUCCGCCGUGGAGGAUACAUCUGCGCGGCUGUGGGUUUGGCCAUGUGCCCUUACACGCUGCUGACGGAUUCGAACCAGUUCACGACGUACCUCUCCAGCUACAGUGUAUUCCUGAGCUCGAUCGCCGGUGUGAUGAUCUGCGACUACUACUUCGUCCGCCGCGGCUACCUCGAGAUCAAGGAGCUGUACGACGCCCGCAAGACGGGGCCGUACUACUUCACGUGGGGUAUUCACUGGCGCGCCUACGCCGCCUACAUCGCCGGCAUCCUCAUCAACGUGGUCGGCUUCGCCGGCGCCAUCGGCCGCGACGUCCCCAUGGGCGCCACCUACAUCUACCGACUCAACUUCUUUGCCGGCUUCACCGUCUCCUCGCUUGUCUACUACCUCUGCUGUCGAUUCUCCCCCAUCCCGGCCACCAGCGACAGGUGGAUGGAGGUCGGGGACGAGAUCGACGACGUCACGGUCGCCUACAACGACAAUGCCAGUGGCGAAUAUGCCCGGCGCAACGGGAGCAACGACGGCGCGAGCGGUAGCCAGGACUACGAGGUCAAGAAGGACGUGUCCUCGGCCAACAGAACCGAGGUUGAUGGGAGGGUGGUGUAGGACGAUGGGCGUUUUUUGGUAUGUUUUUUUUUAAAAAUGAAGGGUUUAAUUCCCUUGCAUAAUAGCGUAUGUUUUCUUUCGCUUUUAUAGAUCAGGCUAUGUCGACACAACAUUGCGAUAGAAUGGCCUUGGAUUGUUGCCUGAAUGUUAUCAUGUUGAGACGAACUCUUUUUUUUUCGAAAUGAUCCGUUUCAAUUCUUUUCUU